AUGGAUUCGGCGUCACCGCGGUCCGUGCUACGAGACAUAUCUAACGAGGAAGGCUUCGCGACCAAGUCGCUCAUUCAGGGCUUCCUCCAACCCUCAGUGCGAAAGCAAAAGUAUACCAGUUCGUCGCCAUCAUCAUCCAGCAGCGCGGUAACCGCUGCUGCCUUUGGAGAUUCCGCAGGAGCAGGCGCUUCUGAUGCAGGUGCUGCCGCUCCUCCCCCUACCGCCCCAAUCAUCACGCCGGAGCCAUCGCAGGCCGAGACCAGCAACCCUGCCGCUUGCUCUGACGGCGUUUCUUCUGGGGCUUGGCGGUCAACCACUGCUGUCGGCGCGGUAGCCCCCGAUGCCGGCGGCAACACCGCCGCCGCUGCCGUUGCGGGGACCACCCCGCCGCUGCGCACGAGACACCCUGCGCCGCCCCCGCUUGAUCAAACUCGACACCGGCCGCCACCGGUGGCCUGUACGUUGGUGGCCUUUGAGCCGGGUUCUCUGGGUCUGGAACUAGAGGCAAUCGUGGACGACGACAAAGCUCGGAGGCAUGGAGAAGAGUACCGGCGCCGGCGCCGUCCCCGCCGGAGGCUUGGCUGCAGGGUGUUCCGGGUCACUCCCGACGGCCAGGCGGCCAGACACGGGUCGGUGCACCCCGGGGAUGCGCUGGUCGUGCUGGACGGGGUGGACGUCCUGUCGGACCCGUUCGAGGACAUCACACGUGCGCUGCUCCAGCGCCAGGGGCGACGCAGGCUGAUCGGCUUCAUGGGCGUGGCGGCCGUAGCCGCCUCUGCCCCUCAGAAGCGCCGGGCGCCAUCGCCGUCGUCCUUUUCGUCUUUGACCGCGGAGCCCGAAGUAGCCGCGUCUCCGCCCGCCCGCGGUGACACGGCAGCGUUGUCGCCGCCCCCCGCUGCCGCCGCGACAGAAGACUCAAACAACGGGCGGCGGGCUGCGGAUUCCGUUGCUGGUGCCGCUGCUGCAGUUGAAGGCCGGUUGGAGCACAAGAGACGUGAUGAUCAAGGACGCCGCCGUGAGAGGAGCGAUUUCGGGAAGGGCGGGGUUGUCCUUCCAGCAAACGGCCGGCGGGGCGGCGAGAAAUGUGGCGGCGGCGAAGGAAGCCCUGAAGCGACGGCAUCGUCAAGCAGCAAGAAACAAGCGGGGACCGGGGGCGGCGGCGGAGGAGAGCGGGGAAGAGUACAUGAUCAUAACGGCGAGGUGCCCGCCCCCACCGCUCUCGGCCAUCAUCCUCGCCGGAGCCGCUCCUCCUCCUUCGCCUCCUUGCCGCCGCCGGGGUCCGAGUUGUUCGGUGCUGCUGCCGCCGACCUCGACUGGCGAGAGGCAGAGCGUCUACCGCAUCCUCGGGACGCUGCAGCAAGAAUCCAGCGGCGGAGACCCGCCGCAGGAAGCAUGACCGGAUGCCGGCGGGUCGAGGGAAACGAUGACUUGUCGAUGAAGAACAAGCGGCGUGUCUCUAGCACGGUGAGCAGCACCGCCGGUCUCGGCGAGGCGGCGGCGGCGGCGGCGGGGGGGGGGGCGGGGGGGGAGGGCGACGCCCGUCGCGAGCCGGAACGGGGACGUUCCGGUGUUCCCGCGGGCUACGGCGGUGGUGCGCGUCUGGCCAGCAGGGAGUCGCUCGGGAGCAGCUGGGGCUCGUGUGCGACCACCGGGCGCAUGGGCGCCGCAACGGCGGGAGGGCGUGCCGCCGGUGGUGGGCUCUACCGCGGCAGGCCCUUGGAUGGGUCUAGGGGGGAGUCCCUGCAGCGGAGUCUGGCAGAAGCUAUGGAGGACAAGCGUGCGCUGGCCGCGGAGAGGGAUUGGCUGCUGGAGGAGCUGCAGCGCGCGAGAGAGGCGACUCUCGAGCGAGAUGGGGCCCUCGCCGGGCAAGAGGUUCAAACCGACGUGUUGAAGAUGGAGGUGGCCGCUCUCGACGGAGAGCUGCGCCGGGCGCGUCAGGAGCUGGGGGCGUGCGAGGCCGGGCGCCGCGAGCUGCACGAGGCUGCCAAACGAGACCUGGCGCGGCGAGACCGCGACGCCGCCGACCUCUCCGAUGCUCUCCGCCGCGAGCGGUCGGCCCGAGACCGCGACGCCGACGCUGCCGCUGCGGCGGCGGCGACCGCAGCAUCCGCCAGAGCCGCGGACAAGGCGGCGGCGGCGGCGGGGCGAGCGGCCGCGGCCGACGCCCGGCGGCGCGCCGAGAGUACGGAGGCGCGAGCGGCGGAGUCCGAGGAGAGGGUGGAGGAGGCGAAGGCGGCGGCGGCGGAGGCUGCCGUGGAAGCUUCGGAAGCGUUGCGGCGGGAGCGGGAGCGGCGGGAGAUGGAGGUACGCGAGCGGGAGGAGGAGAUCUCGGCGCUGCUGCUGAGGGUCGGGGCAUCCGAGAGCCGCUCCAGGAGACUUUCCGAGGACAAGGCGGAGCGGUUGAGGGAGGUGGAAGAGGCGGCGGUCAAGUCCCUUGAGGCGGCGGAGAGGCGACGGGCGGAGUGGGAGAACAAGGCCUCGGCAAUCGCGGCGAGGCUGCGGGAACGCGAAGCGGAGGGUACUCGAAAGGACCGGGUUGUGAAGGACCUGGAGGGUCGGCUUGGUAGGGCGCACGCGCAGACGUCGGAGGUGCAAGAGAGGGAGGGGAGCGAGCUUCGGCGAGUCGCGGGGGAGUUGGAAGUGAUGCGGAAGGCUCUUAGCGACAGAGAGGCCCGUGCCAGGGAGGAGACGGGCAGGCUGGAGCGACGCCUCCGAGAGGAGGAGAAGAAGGCCUGCAAGAACACGGCGGGGCUCCGCAAACUGGAACAGCACGCGAAGUUCCUGGAGACGGGGGUUGUGGCUGCGAGGCAGAGGGCGGAGGCGGCGGCACGGAAGGAGAAAGAGGUGUCGGAACGGCUUGCCGAGGCAGAGACGGAGCGGGCGUGCCAAGAGAUUGCCGUAACUACUCUCAAGGCGCAGCUUGAGGAGCUUCGCCGCGGCGCAGCCGCAGGCGACGCGGCUCUGAGAGAAGCCGCUAAGCUCAGGAAUAUCCUCGAGGGGGCAGCGCUACGGCAUAUGGGAACCCAGCCUGUGGUUGCUGCCGACUGUGGAAAGAGCGGGCGUCGGGACGACACGACGUCGGGUGGCGGCAGCAGCGGGAAGAAUGGGCGCGGUGGGGCGGGCGGAGAGGGUCUCGUGGAGCUCGCGAAAAAACUGCAGGGGCGAACGGACGAGCUGGACCAGGAGUUGGACAGUGUCCGCAAAGCCUUAGCCAUGGGCAGAGAGGAAAACCAGGCGUUGCUGGCGAGGGAGAAGGACGCGGCGGAACUCCGGUCCCUGCUCGAGCAGAAGCGGGGAGUUUCGGCCCGGCUAGCGAGCGGCGCGGAGGCGGCAAGGGCGAGAGCCGAGCGCGCCGAGAGCCAAGCCGAGAAGAUGGUCGCUGACAGGGUUUCUCUGAGGGCCGAGCUGAAGGCGGCACGCCAGCAAGCGGAGACGAACGGAGAAAGAGCGAAGGGUCUUGAGGAGAACGUCUUGGAACUCAGGGACGAAAUCAGGGCCAUGGCAGCGAAACUGUCCGACGCGGAAGCUGCGGGGGCGAAAGCGAGGACCGGCAUCGACACCGCCACCUGCAGGGUUUCCUCGUUGGAAAAGGCCAUGGACGCGGCGGAGGCGGAGAGGGCGGACGUCGUGAGGAGACUCAUACGAAAAGACGGAGACUUGGUGGCGUUGCAGUCUCGCCUCGAGGAAACCGUGUCCGAGUUGGAGGCUGUCAAGCUCGCGCUAGUGGAGGGAUCCAGCAACAGCGUGGGUGACGGCGGCAGUGGCGGCCGUGGCAGGGUACCCGGGGAAGCAGGGGUGCAGGCUGCUCUUAGGGAAGGGGUGGCCGGGGCUCACGUGGCGGCGGCGGCGGCGGCGCAGACCAAAGCCAACGAGUUGAAGAGGCAGCACGCCGAAGCCCAGGAAGAAAGCAGGCUAGCGCGCUCUGAGCUGGCGUGUGUUCAUCUCCGAACGCGCAUGUGCGGCGCGAGGGUUCUGUCAGGCGUAUUCCACAAGUGGGCGGCGAGGAGAGCGGCGAGAGCUUUCUGGAGACUGAGAACGACGUCGACGACCGGAAAUUCUCCCGCCAUUGCUGGAGGUGUCGUGUCAUCCUGCGCUCGCUGUGGAGCAGCUGGCACCGGCCGCCACGGCAGCCUUGAUGGCGACGACAGGUCAACAUCGGCUGCGCUCACGAUCGAGGCCCCGACCCCAAGCAGUCAAGGCGGAGGCGGUAGCGGUAGCGGUAGCGGCUGGACGUCCCCGCUUAGCGGUUACAACCAAAGCGGAGAGGGGGGACGAGAGAGGCCCCGAUCAGCUGGAAGCGGCAAGAGCUGUCCGGAAACGACGGCUGCGGCCGCUAGAUACCGACAGAACCGCGAUCGUAGCGGCGCCGGUGCCGGCGACGGCUUCCUCCGGAUUCGGGCGACAGCCAAUGCGCCGGUUACAUCUCCGGACGAAGACAGCCCCGGUGUUUUCGACUUCGGAGGCGGGCACGGAGGCGCGAGGGGGUAUCAGCACCGCCGCCGACGCAGCCGUGCACGUGGUGGGAAUGCCAACGGGAGGUCUUCUCCCCUACCACCGUCACCGGCCUCGUCGCGGGCUCGCAGCAUGACGAGCCCUCCCGGAGGAAGCUUCAGCAUCGCCUGGUCGAACGGCGGUACCGAUGCCGUCACACCGAGCGCAUCGAAGCUACCGGUGACAGCGUGCCAGUGCCAUUGCGAGCCGCCACGCGAAGACGUUCGGCUUCGGAUCUUGUACGGGACGGGACCAGACUCCCUCUAUUUUACCGGGCAAGCAAACAACAUACACACACAGUGUACUGAAGCCGCUUGCAUACUGGACUACAUCAAGUACGUAAAUACGUCCAUCAUCGCCGCGCUGCAAGUAGCGAUGCAAAAGUAGACGGAGCGCAAGCAGGAAGGUUGUUGCCCACAGGUUGAACCCGUUGGAACCUCCAGUUGCGGUCAUGAGCGUUCGGUUGUGUCUCGCCACACGAAACAAGUAGUUCAUGACCGAUUGAAGCCAGCCGCAGCGAAGGCAUGGCUCCCUGCUGUCCCCGAUUUUUGGUGUCUCGUAUAUUCCAGGAACCCUCUUUCGUUACGCCGACUUCGUUACCCCCCGGAACACGGACAUUCUAAUAUGCCCCCCAACUCUCUGAAAAGGACACGCGGGGAAUACCGUGGAAAUCGUGUGGAUCAAAUUCCAGCGCCGUUCUGCUCCGCGUGUUUACUCCUCUUCGUCGACCGGCGCCCGUAGUUGAAAUCCCUUAUCCUCUUGGUUUGACGAGACUUUCCUUGCUGCCCCUCCGGGUUUCCGGGUUCCUCUUUGGCCCCCGAUCGAUGCUGAAGAGGUUGCCUUCUACCGUCCUUUUUCGGCCUCCCCUUCUUGGGCGCCUCUCCAGGAUUUUGGACGCCUGUGCCUCCCGCGGACGAGUUGAGAAGAUACCGGAGAAAGUCCCCAACCUUGUCCUGGACGGACAGCGCUUGAUGCAAGGGCACGGACCUCAUUAUAUCUCCUACAAGCUACUUGCUCUUCGCCAUCAGAUGGGCGUAGGCUCGACGCUUGUCGGAAGCGCUUCUAUCCUGCGCGGCGCGCCCCGGUUCAGCAGGAUGUAUGCCAUCCACCGCUUCAUCGCAUGUCGGUCCCCAGUAGUUCUCGUCGCUGCCUUCGUCAUGGCCGUCCCACCCUACGCCGUGGCCUGACGACGACAGCACCGAUGAGAUGCUCCACGGCGAAUCUUUGCCAUCUUCUCUUCGACGCCAACGGUUGUGGAUA
Ectocarpus siliculosus is the source of this 5751-nucleotide messenger RNA. The record is from the annotation of a GenBank genome assembly. Lineage: Eukaryota; Phaeophyceae; Ectocarpales; Ectocarpaceae.